Messenger RNA from Camelina sativa (false flax), 1896 nucleotides. RefSeq lists its product as uncharacterized. The record is from RefSeq and is a predicted model, not a curated record. Gene Ontology annotation, molecular function: mRNA binding; protein binding. NCBI's taxonomy places the organism in Eukaryota, Viridiplantae, Streptophyta, Magnoliopsida, Brassicales, Brassicaceae.
AUGCAGAGAUCGAUUUCGAGACUAAUUUCAUCCAAGGCGGAGAGAAUUGUUCGCCGGAAUCUGCAGGGGAAAGGUAAUCCUCGAAUUGCUCCUUCUUCCUUUAAUCUUUGCUGGGGACGAAGAGAUUUUGCUGGUGGGAGUGGUGAUUACAGAGAGAAAUUGAGAAAUGGGCUGAGUGAUUUAAAGCUAGACGAUGCAAUUGGGUUGUUCGGUGACAUGGUCAAGUCUCUUCCUUUUCCUUCAAUCAUUGAAUUCAAUAAACUGUUGAGUACAAUUGCUAAGAUGAAAAAGUUCGAUGUUGUCAUCUCCUUGGGGGAGAAGAUGCAAAAUCUGGGAAUCUCAUAUGAUCUCUAUUCUUACAAUAUUUUCAUUAACUGUUUUUGUCGCCAGUCUCAUCUCUCUCUUGCUUUAGCUGUUCUUGGGAAGAUGAUGAAACUCGGUUAUGAGCCCGAUGAUGUCACGCUUUCUUCUCUUCUCAAUGGUUUCUGUCACAGUAAGAGGAUUUCUGAUGCCGUAGCUUUGGUUGAUCAGAUGGUGGCUAUGGGAUAUAAACCCGAUACGGUGACAUUCACAACUUUGAUUCAUGGCCUUUUUCUCCACAACAAAGCUUCCGAAGCUGUGGCUUUAGUUGACCGGAUGGCUGAGAAAGGUUGUCAACCAAGUCUGGUUACUUACGGUGCUGUAUUGAACGGAAUAUGUAAGAGAGGUGAUACUGAUUUGGCUUUAAGUCUGCUCAACAAGAUGGAACAAGGUAAAAUAGAGGCUGAUGUAGUCAUCUACAACACAGUCAUCGAUUCUCUUUGCAAAUACAAACAUGUGGAUGAUGCACUUGACAUGUUCAAUGAAAUGGAGAUCAAAGGAAUCAGACCGGAUGUUGUUACCUACAGCUGCCUCAUUAGUUGCCUUUGUAAUUACGGAAGAUGGGAUCAAUCUGCUAGACUACUAAGCAAUAUGAUUGAGCAGAAAAUCAACCCCAAUGUAGUUACAUUCAAUGCAUUGAUUGAUGCUUUUGCGAAAGAGGGCAAGCUUUCUGAGGCUGAAAAGUUGUACAAGGAGAUGAUCCAAAGGUCUAUAAAUCCUGAUAUUUUCACUUACAAUUCAUUGAUCAAUGGGUUUUGUAUGCACGAUCUCCUAGACAAGGCUAAGCAUAUGGUUGAGCUCAUGGUUACCAAGGAUUGUCUCCCAGAUGUAGUGACAUAUAAUACUCUUAUAAAGGGAUUUUGCAAGUCUAAGAGAGUGGAAGAAGGUAUGGAAGUCUUCCGCGAGAUGUCUCAAAGAGGAUUGAUUGGCAACACAGUCACUUACAACACACUUAUCCAAGGGUUUUUUCAUGAUGGCAACUGUGAAUAUGCCCAAAUGUUAUUCAAACAGAUGGUUUCUGAUCGUGUGCCUGCCAGUAUUAUGACGUACAACAUCUUAUUAGAUGGGCUUUGUAAUCAUGGGAAGCUAGAGACAGCAUUGGUCAUAUUCAAGGACAUGCAAAAGAGUAAAAUGGAACUUACUAUUAUUACAUAUUCUACUAUGAUUGAUGGGAUGUGCAAGGCUGGGAAGGUGGGAGAAGCGUGGAAUUUAUUUCGUAGCCUCAGCCUUAAAGGAGUGAAACCUGAUGUUGUAACCUACACAACAAUGAUCUCAGGAUUAUGUAGGAAAAGCUUAAUGCAAGAAGCAGAUGCCUUGUUCAGAAAAAUGAAAGAAGAUGGGAUUCUCCCAGAUAGUGGCACCUUUAAUACGCUGAUUAGGGCGCAUCUUAGAGAUGGUGAACAAGCCGCAUCAGCAGAACUUAUCAAAGAAAUGAGGAGUUGCGGGUUUGCUGGAGAUGCUUCCACCUUUGGCUUGGUCACUAAUAUGUUACAUGAUGGCAGAUUGGACAAAAAAUUCAUCGAUAUGCUUUCUUAA